Triticum dicoccoides is the source of this 2034-nucleotide messenger RNA. Its product is annotated as WPP domain-interacting protein 3-like. Bases 176 to 1813 code for a protein of 545 amino acids. The transcript is spliced from 2 exons. NCBI's taxonomy places the organism in Eukaryota, Viridiplantae, Streptophyta, Magnoliopsida, Poales, Poaceae. The record is from RefSeq and is a predicted model, not a curated record.
UUGAUCGGAACUACUCUGUCGCUCUCUUCUGCUAAAUCAAUGAAACACCAGCCAAAAGCUGGUUUCUUCAAAAAAAAAAUCCGUGGAAGGAACCACCGCUCCAGCGCAGCCAUGUACCCCGAUCCCAACGCCUCGUGCCUUCCGCCUAGCCCUGCGACGUGUCCAUUCCUCUGAGAUGGCAGUCACCGCGACCGACAUGGACCGCAUGGCGAACGGCGCCGUCGAGUCCUCCGCCGAGUCCCUGGCCGCGGAGGCGCCUCCGGAGGCCAGGACCAAAGGCCGCGGGCUCCGUCGGUGGCGCCGUAUCCAGCGGGAGCACCGCGCGGAAGGCCCCGCUGCCCCCGCCACCGACGCUGGUGGCAGAGGUGGUGCAGAUGACGACGCGGCACAGCUCCACAAGCGCCGGCUGCCCCUCGGCCCCGCCGCGCCCCCCAAGGGGAAGCACGAGGUGGCCGUCGAGAAGGCGGAGAGCUCCACCGCUUCCGUCGAGUCCCGCUUCGUCCCACUGGAGCAGGCGCCGGCGCCAGCGCCAGCGAAGCUGGACCCGGAUCUCGGCCUGCUCGUCUGCUCCGUCGGCUUCUCGGUCGGCGCAGGCGGCGCUGACUCCGACAACAGCGAGGACCGGAGCAGCAAGUCCUCCACCGCCGCGAGCGCCCCGCGCCACGACUUCCCGCGCGAGCGAGACAGGCUGCGUGCUCACACCGCCACCUCCAUCCACGGGAAGAAUCACCGGACCGCGCGCGCGCGAGCCGACAGGCAGAGCGCUCACACAGCCUUCUCCGUGGCCAAGGCCAAGGCCGAUAACUCUCGUUCGAGCGUCGAGUCCGACCGCCGCAGCUCUAAUGCCAUCCACGGCCGGAAACAGGGGGUCGGCAGCAUCGGCAAUGACAUCCACAAGGAACUUUCUGAUGGUGAUGACCACAGCGAUGAAGGGCAGCCAAGCGAUGAGAUGCGAUCAACAGCUGGAGGUUACUGCAGGCAGAGUGGCAGUAAUGUGGUGGGAAAAUUGGGUGGGGGAAAUGGUGAUUCUGGUGAUGCUGAUGUUGAGGACACAUGUGAAGAGGGGGGUGUUGUUGGGAAGGGCGAGAUCGGAUUAGAGAUGAACUCAUGUGCUAACCCAUAUGCGGAAUCUAUUUUGUUACUUCAGAGAACGCAGGAAGCUCUUGAGAAUGAGAUACGGAACUUUGUGGUGAUCGGGAAAGAAUCCACCGAUGAUCUUGAUGCACGCAAUGAUGAAUGGAGCAACUCGCUCCACAUUGAGGAAUCUGUUGAAGAAGCAAAUGAAAAGAGAAAGGAUCUUGAGUCAAGGAUGGAACAAGCAUCAGCACUGAUCAAGGAGAAGGAUUCAAGAAUACUUGAACUAGAAGCUCUCAGCCGGACGAGGGCAUGGAGAAGUGCAAUUCAGAGUGCUAACAACCAGCUGUUGCAGCCGGAUGUUGAUCAACUGCUCCAGGAGAAGAUGGAAGCGGAGAUUCAGUUUAUCAUCCUGACAAGAGCCUCUCAAACCUGGACCCUCGUUGCCGAGGAUCGGAAAGCUCUCUGCGAGGAGCAGAAAUGUCUGCUUGGUGACUACAAGGAGCUCGAACUCAAACUGCGUAGUGCCGAGAACCGAGCAGCAAUACUAGGGGAGAUGGUGGAGAAGCUGGAGGCGCAAUGCAAAGAGCUCUCUGCGAGUGCAGAGAUCUUGCAGCUGCAGUCUAGAACAAGCACCGCGUCACUCUUAUGUUUCAGCCAGUUUAUACUGCUGCUUAUUGCCGUAGGCAUCUAUGUUAUGCGCCUCUCGCCAUCCUCGACCGAGUUAGUACCUACGUGAGCUUAGAAGUUAGAAGUACCAGAAGUUGUACCUGGUCAUUAGUUAAGCUUAGAAGAAUAUACCAGACAAGGAAUCCUUGUGUAAACUUGCCAGCAAAAGUUUCAAAUUUCGUUUGUAACUAAGCUUCCUUUCUUUCUGGUUCCUGUAUCUGAUGGUCCAAGAUUUUCUGCGUAAGUGGAAUAAGAGCUGCUAUCAUCAGCUAAUCACUGAGAACCUUCUAC